AUGCCGGGUCUGUUUGUAACCAUGGUAUGGCUGCCGCUGAAGCGGAAGAGCGAAAAAAUGUCAAUGUUGAUGUAUAAAAGCCAUCCGAAGCCUCAAAAUGUGCUCAAACGAGCUCAAGAGCUGUUUGCAAUCGAGAACUAUGAGGAAGCACUAGAGCUGCUUCAAGAAAUUGUGAAAGGCAAGAGAACUUCUCGAGUAUGGCAAAAAGAUAUCCAUGAGCCCAUUAUGCAGCUAUAUCUGCACGCCUGUGUACGCCUCAAGAAGUCGCAGCUUGCCAAAGAGGGGCUCUAUCAGUACAAGGCGCUUUGUCAAAGUGUCAAUAUCAAGUCGCUGGAAGAUGUCGUCAGAGAGUAUCUACGGCUCGCUAAAAAAUUCACCCUGGAAGCAAAAGAGAAAUCUCAGCAGUCUGUGCUGGACAUAGAUGAUCUGGAUAGCAUCAAUUCUCCUGAAUCCGUCUUGAUGAGCGCUGUUUCGAGCGAAGAUACACAAGACAGAACUAAUCGGACUUUCCUGAUGCCCUGGCUGAGGUUCCUCUGGGAGUCUUACCGGCAUUGCAUGGAAGUGUUCAAGAACCAUAACAAACUGGAGCGAUUGUACCACGACAUCGCAAGGGAAGCAUUUCAGUUCUGCCAGGAGUAUGAUAGAAAGACAGAGUUCAGAAGGCUCUGCGAUAAUCUGCGAUACCACCUGGCGCAGGUGCAGAAGUACCAAGGAGUGGCCGUGACGAUAGACCUGACAAGUGAGGAGACCUUGGACUAUCACACGAAGACCCGUCUGCUCCAACUGGACACUGCAAUUGCUAUGGAUCUAUGGCUGGAAGCGUUCAAGGCGAUAGAUGACUUCCACUCUCUGUUGAGUUAUUACAAGAAGCCACCCAGGCCCCAGACGAUAGUGGACUACUACCACAAGUUCGCUCUGGUCUGUUUCCAGAGUCAGAACAUGCUCUACCAUGCAGCCGCCCUGCUGAGAGUGUACACGAUCACGAGAGACUACAAGAAGAGCUUCUCACAGGACGAACUGGCCAACCUGUCGAAUGUGGUGUUGCUGGCGGUGCUCACCAUCCCCAUCCAGUCGCAGGAGGGCUGGCUCACAAAGUAUCUGGACAUGAUGAGCAUGCACACUGAGAACCAGCGCAGACUGUGUGCUGUGUUGAGCAUCCCCGCCCCACCCACCAGACAACAGCUCCUCAUGGACAUGGAGAAGUUUGGGGUGGUGCAGCAUGCGUCCAAGUGUGUGGUGGAUCUGUACCGCAGUCUGCAGCUGUCAUUUGCCCCCCUCCACAUCCACGACACUGUGCUGAAAAGUGUGGAAGAGGUGAAGCAACAGCUGCAGGGGAGUGAGGGUGAGACGACCACUGAGUUGACCAAGUACAUCCCCCUCAUCCAGCCUGUCAUGGUGGUGACUGUCCUAAAACAGAUCUCGGAGAUCUACAAGUUGAUGAAGCUGGAGCGACUGCAGCAGAUUCUGCACUCAAUCGAUGCCGGUGAGCUGCAGAAGUUGUGUCUGGGAGCAGCCAGGAGUGGCCAGGUGCAGCUGAGCAUAGACGAGAGAGCCAAGUGUGUCGUUUUUGGAGGGGCACUCAAGAUGGGGGCAGGGGGAGGGCCAGGUAUCCACAUAUACACUUACACAUAUACACUCACUCGCACAUAG
Molecule: messenger RNA, 1650 nt
Organism: Symsagittifera roscoffensis
Lineage: Eukaryota; Metazoa; Xenacoelomorpha; Acoela; Convolutidae
Product: eukaryotic translation initiation factor 3 subunit A-like
Exons: 9
Coding region: 1-1650 (549 amino acids)
Biological process (GO): translation reinitiation; formation of cytoplasmic translation initiation complex
Cellular component (GO): eukaryotic translation initiation factor 3 complex, eIF3m; eukaryotic translation initiation factor 3 complex, eIF3e; multi-eIF complex
Molecular function (GO): mRNA binding; translation initiation factor activity
Source: RefSeq, a predicted model, not a curated record